AUGGUCUUGAUGACAUCCGGUGAAGCCCUCUCAUGGAAAGAAACUAAAAAACACGCAGAUACUGUCCGUCGUGAAGGAAUAAGACAAUUCAUUCGCCAAUACCACAAACUCGCGAAAGCUUCUGGUGCUGCUCUUUAUUUCGGAGAUGAAAUAGAAUACACAUUAAUUCAUGUUGAUCCCAAAACAAAGAAUGCCAAAUUACUCCUUAUUGCCUCUGAGCUGGUUCCCUAUAUGCAAUGGGACGAAAACAAAUUACCACCUGGAACACCAAUCGAUGUGCUUUGGGGACCGGAAUAUGCCGAUUAUAUGAUUGAGGGUACACCGGGUAGACCCUUUGGGCAUCUGCCCGAAUACAUGAAUACGGUUGAAUUUAAUAUGCAAAAACGCCGUGAGCAGGUUCAAAAGCGUCUUCCAGAUAAUUGCCACAUCAUUUGCUUAUCAACGUUUCCAAGACUUGGUUGUCCUGAGUUCACUUUCCCACCAAUCAAACCGACUCCACUUGAAGGUGCUUCUCAUAGCCUCUUUUAUCCAGAGGAGGCUAUUAAUGGCUCUCUUCCAAGAUUUAGAGUCCUUACUCGAAACAUCAGGGAGCGAAGAGGUUCAAAAGUUGCUAUCAAUGUGCCAAUUUUUCGUGAUAAUAACACUCCAAAACCUUUCGUCGAAGAUUUCUCUAACUAUCUUGAUCCAGCUGACAACGAGGGUGCAACGGCCGCUUUGCCUGAUCAUGUCUAUUUGGAUGCCAUGGGAUUUGGUAUGGGUUGCUGCUGUCUUCAGGUUACAUUUCAGGGUUGUUGUAUUUCUGAGGCUCGGAUGCUUUACGAUCAGUUAACCACGAUUUGCCCUAUGAUGAUGGCUUUGAGCGCGGCUUCGCCAGCUAUUAGGGGAUACCUUUUGGAUACCGACUGUCGAUGGAGUAUUAUAUCUGCCUCUGUUGACGAUAGAACUGAAGAAGAACGGGGUCUUAGGCCAUUGGUAAAUGACCGUUUCCGCAUCCCAAAAUCUCGUUACGGUUCUGUGUCGGCCUACAUUUCUCAAGAGGGUGAUGCUUACAAUGAUACAAGCAUACCUUAUGACGCGGAAAUUUACGAAGAACUUCAGGCGGCUGGUAUUGAUAAGAUUCUUGCCAAACACAUGGCUCAUCUUUUCAUUCGUGAUCCUAUAGCUGUCUAUGCAGAAAGACUCGAAAUCCAAGACGAAAAUGAUACUGAUCACUUUGAAAACAUUCAAUCUACCAAUUGGCAAUCAAUGCGAUUCAAACCCCCUCCACCCAAUUCAAAUAUUGGUUGGCGGGUUGAGUUUAGACCUAUGGAGGUUCAAUUGACUGAUUUUGAAAAUGCCGCAUUCGCGACGUUUAUUGUUCUUCUUUCUCGUACGAUUCUCUCUUUGAAAUUGGACUUCCUUAUACCAAUUUCAAAAGUGGAGGAAAAUAUGGAAAAUGCAGUCAAACGGGAUGCUGUUAACCGGGAGAAGUUCCACUUUAGACGAGAUGAAAGUAUUGAUUCUGGUGAUGGCUGUUCUGAGAAUAAAAUUCAACCUGAGGAGAGCUACACCACCAUGACCAUCAAUGAAAUCAUCAAUGGAAGUGAUUCCUUCCCUGGUCUGAUUGCACUGAUCCGACACUACUUAACCCUGAUUGAGAUCGAUCCCAACACGGCCUUCACCAUACACCAAUACUUGAGUCUAAUCUCACGCAGAGCCUCUGGUGAGCUGCCGACCACCGCACGUUGGCUGCGCUACUUAAUCCAACGCCAUCCGAACUAUCGCGGUGACUCAGUAGUAAGCGAGCGUAUAACCAACGAUCUCAUCACUGAAUGUCUAGCCGUGUCUCGAGGUGAACCGACCAAGUCGUCCGAAUUGCUUCUACGAGGUCUCACAUCCACACGGACUCGUCCUUGUCCUUCCCAAGCCGCUCUCACUGCAGAGACCUCUUUGAAUCAGAAGCGAGGUGAGCAGGGAGUUCGCAAUGCGCCCACAAAUGUCGCUUUUGCUUCUGUCGGUUGUUCAUUUAAUCAUAUGUUGAGUUGA
Molecule: messenger RNA, 2025 nt
Organism: Rodentolepis nana
Lineage: Eukaryota; Metazoa; Platyhelminthes; Cestoda; Cyclophyllidea; Hymenolepididae
Source: the annotation of a GenBank genome assembly